This is a messenger RNA of Torulaspora delbrueckii, 2043 nucleotides long. RefSeq lists its product as uncharacterized. Gene Ontology annotation, cellular component: cytosol. Gene Ontology annotation, molecular function: transketolase activity. The transcript has a single exon. Bases 1 to 2043 code for a protein of 680 amino acids. Gene Ontology annotation, biological process: pentose-phosphate shunt. Lineage: Eukaryota; Fungi; Ascomycota; Saccharomycetes; Saccharomycetales; Saccharomycetaceae. The record is from RefSeq and is a predicted model, not a curated record.
AUGGUUGAAUUCACGGAUAUUGAUAAGCUAGCGAUCUCUACUAUGAGAUUGCUAGCAGUGGAUGCUGUCUCCAAGGCCAACUCUGGUCACCCAGGUGCUCCAUUGGGUAUGGCUCCAGCUGCCCAUGUCUUAUUGAGACACAUGCGUUUGAACCCAAAGAACCCAGAGUGGAUCAACAGAGACAGAUUUGUUCUUUCCAACGGUCACGCCUGUGCCUUGUUGUACAGUAUGUUGCACUUGACCGGUUACGAUUUCUCUAUUGAGGACUUGAAGCAAUUUAGACAAUUGAACUCUAAGACCCCAGGUCACCCUGAAUUCGAAUUACCAGGUGUUGAAGUCACCACUGGUCCAUUGGGUCAAGGUAUCUCCAACGCUGUCGGUAUCGCUAUCGCUCAAGCCAACUUCGCCGCUACUUACAACAAGCCAGACUUCACCUUGUCUGAUUCCUACACUUACUCAUUCUUGGGUGAUGGUUGUUUGCAAGAAGGUGUUUCUUCUGAAGCUUGUUCUUUGGCUGGUCAUUUGCAAUUGGGUAACUUGAUUGCUAUCUACGAUGACAACAAGAUCACCAUUGAUGGUGCCACUGAUGUCUCUUUCACUGAGGAUGUCUUGAAGAGAUACGAAGCCUACGGUUGGGAAGUCUUGACCGUUGACAACGGUAACGAGGAUUUGAACUCCAUCUCUGCUGCCAUUGAGAAGGCUAAGCAGUCUAAGAAUAAGCCAACCUUAAUCAAGAUGAGCACCAUCAUUGGUUUCGGUUCUCUACACGCUGGUUCUCACUCCGUUCACGGUUCUCCUUUGAAGGCCGAUGAUGUCAAACAAUUGAAACAAAGAUUCGGUUUCGACCCAGAACAAAGUUUCGUUGUCCCACAAGAAGUUUACGACUUUUACCAAAAGUCUGUUGCUCAACCAGGUGCCAAGUUGAACGCCGAAUGGGAUCAACUAUUCGCCAAAUAUCAAAAGAAGUAUGCUCAAUUAGGUAAAGAUUUGGCUAGAAGACUAAGUGGCAAACUACCAGAAAAGUGGGAUUCAAAGUUGCCAACAUACACUCCAGCUGACAGUGCUAUCGCUACCAGAAAGCUAUCCGAAAUGAUCAUCGAAGACAUCUACGCUGAAUUGCCAGAAUUGAUCGGUGGUUCUGCCGAUUUGACCCCAUCUAACUUGACCAGAUGGAAGGAAGCAGUCGAUUUCCAACCACCAUCCACUGGUCUUGGUGACUACUCCGGUAGAUAUAUCAGAUACGGUAUCAGAGAACACGGUAUGGGUGCUAUCAUGAACGGUAUCUCUGCCUUCGGUGCUAACUACAAACCAUACGGUGGUACUUUCUUGAACUUCGUCUCUUACGCUGCUGGUGCCGUCAGAUUGUCCGCUCUAUCUGGUCACCCAGUUGUUUGGGUUGCCACUCACGAUUCCAUCGGUUUGGGUGAAGAUGGUCCAACCCAUCAACCUAUCGAAACUUUGGCUCACUUCAGAGCUAUCCCAAACUUGGGUGUCUGGAGACCAGCUGACGGUAAUGAAGUUUCUGCUGCUUACAAGAAUGCUUUGGAAUCUACUCACACUCCAAACAUCAUUGCUUUGUCCAGACAAAACUUGCCACAAUUGGAAGGUUCUUCUAUUGAGAAGGCUUUGAAGGGUGGUUACGUUCUACAAGAUGUCGCCAAACCAGACGUUAUCUUGGUUGCUACCGGUUCCGAAGUCUCUCUAUGUGUUGAAGCCGCUAAGGUCUUGAAGGAAAAGAACGUCAACGCACGUAUCGUCUCCUUGCCAGACACUUUGACUUUUGACAAACAACCAGAAGAAUACAGAUUUUCUGUUCUACCAGACAACGUUCCAAUCAUGUCCGUCGAAGUCCUAAGUACCUCUGGCUGGUCCAAAUACGCUCACCAAUCUUUCGGUCUAAACAGAUUCGGUGCUUCCGGUAAGGCCGCUGACGUUUUCAAAUAUUUGGACUUCGUCCCAGAAGGCGUCGCUUCCAGAGCUGAAAAGACCGUUUCUUUCUACAAGGGUAAGGACGUUGUCUCUCCAUUGAGAACUGCCUUUUAA